Molecule: messenger RNA, 1668 nt
Organism: Anthostomella pinea
Lineage: Eukaryota; Fungi; Ascomycota; Sordariomycetes; Xylariales; Xylariaceae
Source: the annotation of a GenBank genome assembly
AUGGCCGCCUUCAAUAGUCAGCCAGUACUGAUACCUCCCGCCAAGUCCGAUGGGACUCCCACCGACGACGACAACGCUCUUACGCCCGACGAGACAAAUGCACAAUCUACUACAUGGUCGCCAAUCGAACCCGCUGUGCCCGAUACUAUCAGAUUGGGCGAUGCUCCCCCCAAGAGUCGUCCCAUGUCGCGGAACCCAUCCUUCUCUGCUAGUAGCUCCUACCAGGAAGACUGGGACUCCUACCCGCCAUUAGACCGUCUCACCGUCUUGGAUCUACUUGACAACUUCGCCCUGCCGCAACAGCUGGAGAAGAUACAGAGGGGGAUCUCGGCCCAGACCGAGAAGGUCCGCAAGUCACGAGCCGCUCUCCAGUCCCGAGGUCAUGAAGCCAGGGAGCGCAUGGUCGAGGAGUGGCGCCGACGCGUGCCCUCGGCCGACGAGCAGCUGGACAGAUAUCGAAAGCGCAUGAAGCUCAGUGUUGAGAAACUGGGUACGCAAUGGAAGGACGCCAAGGUCGUUACUCUGCGCGAGAAGGUCUCCUUCAUUUUCGGAGUCAUGAACAUCUUCAUCAGCGGCUAUCUGAUCGGCGCCUAUCCCGAUGGCUUCCACAUCUGGUAUACUGCUCAGCUUGUCUACUUUAUGCCCAUCCGCUACUACACCUACCACAGCCGUGGCUAUCACUACUUCCUGGCUGAUCUUUGUUACUUCGUCAACUUGUUGCUCUUCCUCAGCAUCUGGGUCUUCCCAUCGUCCAAGAGGUUGUUCAUAGCGGCGUACUGUCUCGCCUUUGGGAACAAUGCUGUGGCCAUCAUCAUGUGGCGGAACUCGCUCGUGUUUCAUGACUUCGACAAGGUCACAUCUCUGUUCAUUCACAUCAUGCCGUGCGCCACCUUGCAUUGUAUUAUCCAUCUAUUCUCGCCCGAACAGCAGCGGGAACGUUUCCCUGCGCUCUGGACCGUCAAGACCUCUCCGCCCGGUUCACCAACCGCCUACGCUAACAUCAUCUCGAUGCUUGCUUGGUCGUCCAUGCUCUAUGCCGUCUGGCAGCUCUUCUACUACUUCUUCAUUACCGUCCGCAGACGUGAAAAGAUUGCAGCUGGACGACCUACCUCCUUCACGUGGAUGCGCCGCUCUUACUCCAAGGCGUGGAUUGGAAAGCUCGUUCUUUCCCUGCCCGACAACCUCCAAGAGCCGGCUUUCAUGAUGAUCCAGUACCUCUACGCUGUCUUGACCAUGCUUCCCUGCCCACUUUGGUUUUACAGCCGGUGGGCGUCUGCUGGGUUCCUCAUGAUUGUCUUUACGUGGAGCGUCUACAACGGCUCCACAUACUACAUCGACGUGUUCGGCAAGCGUUUCCAGAAGGAGCUUGAAUCGAUGCGGGCUGAGGUGGCUAAGUGGCAAAGUAGUCCCGAUAUGAUGCUUCAUUCUCCCCAGAUGACACCCAUGGGCGGUUCCGAAGGCGCUGCGAAGAAUCUGGCGCUGGAGGAUAUCCACGUCGAAGAUCCUACUAGUGGAAGGCGGUUGGGCGUUGAUGAUAUCCCGUUGUUGAAUGACGACGCAUCCCCAUCAAGACAUAACAACACAACGGCCGAUGCGGCCUCUACUGGAGUGGACGGCGGCGCGAAGGAUGUCGCGCGGGAGAGGAAAACUGGUGGGACAAUAACAUAA